AUCCAGAACCCAUCAUCGCGUUUUCUGCUUCUUGACCACAAAUGGAGACCCCGUUCUGUCACCGCCCACACAUCUGACAGAUGAUCGAUCAUGCAAAGAAGAAAGUCAACAUAGACAAACGCCGUGCCCAUGCUUUUUGAAGAAAAAUAUAAAAAACAUAUCAGGUAAUCUUACAAUACUCUCUAAGGAGUCCUCGAGCUUUCUACACCAGGGCACCAUUCGGCCUUCCCGAAUCCCAUCCCCAGUCCUGAAGAGGCAGACAACUAGCCACCUAGUCCUCCUCAUCGUAAAACUCUUCCAGUUCAUCCUCCUCGGGCUCCCCCAUCACACUCCUCCACACCCUGCCCCACAUCCCCUUCUUCUGCGCCAACGCCAACACCAUCACAACAGGCAAAUGCCACACACUCGCCCAAAACAACCCCUUCGCACUCCCCUUGUGCCCCUCAUGCUUCCAAAACUUGACCGCCUCGGCAACAAGCCACAAGUUGACCGGCGCGCUCGUGACAGCAAAACUCCACUCCGUUACCCCAGCCGCGCAGAGCCCAAGACAAAUAGGAAUAAACACCAAGCUGUACCUCAGCGCAACCCUUGAAUUCCUCGCCGGGUUCGUCCAGGCCAGCAUCCUCAACCCGGCAGCCUUGUACUCCUCCCUGAUGCCCCACGACAGCGGCAUAAAGUGCGGAAACUGCCAAGCAAACAAUAAACUGGCAAACAGCCACCCUCCCAAGCUGGAGCCAUCGCUCGCAAAGAGGAGCUCCCUCCACGUCCCAUCGGCCGUCGCGCUCUCACCAGCAGCGGCAGCCCAGCCCAUCAGAGGUGGGAUACCGCCUACAAUGGCGCCUACCCAUGUGUUGAGCACGGAAAGCCGUUUUAACGGGGUGUACAUGCCGGCGUAGAUGGCAAUGUUGCUCGCGCCGAGGAAGGCAACGGUGGGGUUGACGCCCCAGUAGAGAGCCAGUGUGCCUGCUGCGCCGCAGCCGACGGCGAACAAGAUGGCCGCUUUGGUGGUUAAUAACCUCCUGACUAGCGGUCUUGCUCGUGUGCGGGACAUUUUGGCGUCGGUGUCUGGCUCGUAGAGCAUGUUGAGCGCGUUGGCGGCUGCUGAGCAGAGGGUUGUGCCGGUUGUGAGGAAGAGGAGGGUUAAUGGUGAGAGGGAGGGUGUGGCAGUCGCGGCUGUGGAGAGAAAGGCCGGGACGGGGUAUAAAGCGUAGGGGACCAUGGCUGAGAGAACAACCAAGACUGUCAACCGCGGUUUCGAGAGUGACAGUAGAGAUGAUAGCUUUCGUCGGAGGGAAUCGGCCGGAUGUUGGGCUGCUGCGGCAGCGAGAAGGGACGAGGCGUCGGGCGCCAUUGUUGCCGUCGGGGCAUCGCUGGUAGCAGAUGAGCCGCCCGAUCCGGCUCCGGACAGGACGGCGGCAUUUCGUCUUUCGGCUUGCCGCCUCCGGUGGGGAAGCAAGGUGCUUGUGUCGGUCACAUCGGGCGUCGAUGCUGUCGGAGCGACAUUGGUGCCAUUGAAUCGAGCCAAGAGGCCGUUCGACACAAAGUAGCCGGUCCGUAGGGGGGUAGUGUUGCGCGGUUGUGUUGACCUGGUGAAGAACCUCGCGGGGUAGUUCGGGACAGGCCGUUCGGCUCCUCCUUUCAGGAGGGCGCGCUUGGUGCACUGCCGGCACGCGCUGUUGUCGAAAACACCAGACCGGAGUCUGAGACCGGGUAUUGGCGGUGGCAUCGUCGUUCAGGCGCCGGCUCGCAUCGCCAUCGUCGCCGUCAAUUGGAUCUUUUUGGGUGAAACUCGAUCACCAGCUCCUCUCCAGCUUCAGCGUGAGUGGCUCGCUAGUAUUUUUUGGCCCGCGCGCCAAGCGGUUGUGUGGCAGCUGAUGUGGCUGAUUGCGCCCCGCAACGUUAGCCUCCACUGUGGCUCGUUUGGGAGCUUGGGCCUCACCUGGAACAGACAAUCGACGUCAUCUCUUUUGAUGCUGAACGUUUUGACAAUUCCAUCAAGACUCGAGCGGCCGCUGAAUGCGCCUACGAUGGAAACCAGAGGUGUAUAAGCAGACACCCCCUCGGUUCUGCCUUUAGCCGCGCGUCCGGAAGUUAUGAACCCGUUAUGCAGUUUGAUCCUUCAACUCCGAGUUUAGGAGAAAACAAUGAACAGCGUCUAAACCGCCAAUCGCACCACAGCAAUCUCGAAAUUCCAUCCAAGUCCAAACAAUUGGUCCCAGGAGUCCGGUUUGCCAGCCUGACGGAAACACAGCACAGGAAGACGCGCGCGAUCAUCACCUGCUUGCUAGGUAUUCCAUCAUCAUCAUCAUGCCAUGAUGGUUAGACCCCGUUGUUUGUCUGCAUGUCGCAGGGCCAUCACAUCAGAGACCGACCACAGUGCGGCUGGCUAAGCGGAUACAGCUCCCGUUCCCAGCAACGGCCUACGAUCACGGCCCAACAGCGAUCUGGCGUUACAUGGCCCAGCUGGCCCAGCCCGUGGCUUUUUGACAGGCCUGGUCGUACCAAUCCCGGCAGUUCGGAUCUGGGUGUCACUUAGAAAGCUUCCCGAGAGGACCUGAAAGCGAGCUCGGAUUCUGCAACAACACAAGUGCCGAACGCCACAAACAUAUUCCUGCCAAGAUGGCAAUGCUUCGGGAUCUCAAGUGCCGUGCUAAUUGUCCAACAUUUCUUUUUUGAUGCCUGCGUCCGGGUACGAAGCCCGAAGCUCCGGAGGGUGGGUCCGUCUUCGGUCCGCAAAUUGCGGGGGCUCCCGGAGCGGCAUCCGGCACUACGGCUGCAACCCGAACGUCAUCACUGGUUUUGGUCUGGUGCUUGCCAACGCACUUUCCCCGCUCAUCCAGUCUGUCAGAAAAUAUACCAGAAACUGUCAAUAUUGGCUGGGUUUAGUCGUCAACAACUUCAUUGAAUGAUCAAUAUUCACGGCUAGGUUCUGUAAAGUCCAACCACUUCCUUGAUUAUCACCGACUCCUUAUUUCCACCCCCACGUUCGCCCCCUCUUGCACCCGAACCCAAUCAUGACUAGCCUGCUCGAUGAGCUCAGGGGACUUAGCUCCGUUGCUUGUGACACUCUUGACGCCGAAGUCGCCUCCAGAUUCGGCCCAUUUGUAGAUUGCACCUCCAAUCAAGCCAUAGCAUACAAUGAACUCAGCAAACUCGACUCAGACGGCAAGCUGGUCUACCAGCAACUCAUACACGAGUCCAUCGAGGUAGCCCACUGGAUGUUUGCCAAACAAUCCGACGCCACCCUCGAAGAGCUCGCCGUCGAGCUCAUGAUGGUCAACCUAGCCCUCCUGAUAGCUCCUCACAUCACCGGCCGUCUGCACAUCCAGACGAACCCCAAGCUAGCUUACUCGACAGCCAAGACUAUCAAAAACGCAGAACGAGUCCACUCCCACUUCACCCACCUCUCCCCCUCCCUUUCCCCCAGUAGAAUCUGCAUCAAAAUCCCCUCCACCCACGAAGGCCUCCUCGCAUGCCGACACCUCGAAGCAAAGGGCAUCACCACCCUCGCCACGACGUUGUUCUCUCUCGAACAAGCCAUCCUCGCCUCUGCGUCCUCCUGCCGGUAUGUAGCCCCUUAUGUCAACGAAUUAAAAGUCCACUUUGAGCAAGGGUACGUCGACCCGGACAGGGACAACUCCCUUUUUCUUUGCGGGGUGAUGCAGGAAUAUUUCCGGAGGAGGGGGGUCGGGAGGACGGAGGUGAUGGCGGCGAGUUUUGUGACGGUGGAGGAGGUGAUGCAGCUUGCGGGGGUGAGGAAUUUGACGGUUUCGCCUGGGUUGUUGGAGGUGCUGGCGGGGACGAAGGUGGAGGGGUGGACGGGGGCGACGGUGGGGAUGGUGGGACGGUGGGUUGGGGGGGAGGGGGGGUGGGAUGAGGGUAGGGUUAGGGAGGUGGAACGGGUUGUAAGAGAGGGGGAUGAGGGGGGGUGGAGGAUGGCUUUUAUGAGGGCGGAGGGGGGGAGGGCGGAGGGGAAGUUGGUGCAGGCGUUGAAUUUGUUUGUGGGGGUGCAGGAGGGGUUGGAGGAGGUUGUUAGGCGGGGGGUGAAGCAAGGGCUAUGA
Messenger RNA from Podospora pseudocomata, 4061 nucleotides. RefSeq lists its product as uncharacterized. Gene Ontology annotation, biological process: pentose-phosphate shunt, non-oxidative branch; carbohydrate metabolic process. Gene Ontology annotation, cellular component: intracellular anatomical structure. Gene Ontology annotation, molecular function: transaldolase activity. Bases 3015 to 4061 code for a protein of 348 amino acids. Lineage: Eukaryota; Fungi; Ascomycota; Sordariomycetes; Sordariales; Podosporaceae. The record is from RefSeq and is a predicted model, not a curated record. The transcript has 6 exons.